AUGUACUUUACUAAGGGGUUUCUCCUUCUACACACGUUGCUUGCAUUCCUUAUUCCCCAGUUUGACACUUUACAAGACACCUUAACCAUCAGCAAACCCAUCAGAGAUGGUGACCUUUUAGUCUCUAAAAGAGAAACGUUUGCACUUGGUUUCUUUAGUCCCGGAGAGUCCACCAACCGCUAUGUUGGCAUUUGGUUUUAUAAAGCUCCAGAACAACCCGUGGUAUGGGUUGCAAACAGAGACAAUCCUAUCACUGAUAAUUCGGGGGUUCUCUCAAUUGAUCUUCAUAGAAACCUAGUGCUCUAUGGCGAGGACAAAAAACAACCCAUUUGGUCCACAAAUAUUGUCACAAAAUCAAACAACAAAACUACUCUUGCUCAGCUCAAUCAUUCAGGAAAUCUAGUCUUGUUUAUUAAUGAAACAAGUGACGUACUAUGGCAAAGCUUUGACAAUCCAACUGAUACAUUUCUUCCAAGCAUGAAACUUGGAUUGGAUCGAAAGACCGGUCUAAAUCGAAUACUAACAUCCUGGAAGUCCAAAGAUGAUCCAGGAAUUGGGAAUUGCUCCUUCAUUCUCAAUACCAAUAGCUCCUCCCCAGAGUUGUUUUUGUAUAAAGGUAACACUUUGUGGUGGCGUUCUGGUCAUUGGAAUGGUAUUGGAUGGAGUGGAAUACCAACAUUGUCAAGUAAUGAUUCGGUCAUGAAUUUCAAAUUAUUUAACAACCAUUAUGAGACUUCUACAAUUUGGGGUUUACGUUACCCUGGCGCAUCAUUAUUCUCAAGAUUAGUGGUGAAUGGAUCUGGAUCAAUUCAACGCUCUGUAAGUGCAAUUUCAGAUCAAGAGUGGGACAUUCUUGGGGCACUGCCAUUAGACCGGUGUGACAAUUAUGGGAAGUGUGGUGCAUUUGGUAUGUGUCAAGUUCAAAAUGGUACUGAAUUUGAGUGCACUUGUCUACCUGGGUUCGAACCAAGGUCACUAAGUGAAUGGUCUGCGAGAAAUGCGACGAGUGGGUGUGUGAAGAAGCAUGGGAGGGCAUCCGUUUGCAAGAGUGGUGAAGAGUUUGUGAAGGUGGAAAAUGUGAAGCUUCCGGAUAGUUCAUUUGCACGAGUCGAUGAGAAGCUGAGUUUGAAGGAGUGUGAGCGACGAUGCUUGGAGAAUUGUUCUUGCACGGCGUAUGGAGGAGUAGAUGUGAAGGAGGAAGUUGGAUGCAUGAGAUGGUAUGGUGAAUUGAUGGAUACAAGAGUGUUGGAUGGAGGCCAAAAUUUGUAUGUACGUGUUGCUGCCUUUGAGUUAGGCAAUUAUGGUAAGAAAACAAAAUUUGGAUGGGUAUAUAAGAAGAGGCUAAGCACUGACUCUAGUUUACCAAGCUUCGAAGACUCUCCAAGUAGAAGUGAAUUCGAUGGAUCUAAAAGCAAUUCAAAUUUUCCAAUAUUUGAUUUGAAGACCAUUAUUGCAGCCACAGAUAACUUCUCUGCUACUAAUGAGCUUGGCAAAGGUGGUUUUGGCUCAGUUUAUAAGGGUUUGCUACAAAAUAGAAUGGAAAUAGCAGUAAAAAGAUUAUCAAAAUUCUCAGGACAAGGAGUAGAACAGUUCAAAAAUGAAGUUGCACUAAUUGCUAAACUCCAACAUAGGAACCUCGUGAGAAUCUUAGGUUGUUGCAUUCAAGCAGAAGAGAAGAUGUUAAUCUACGAGUACUUGCCUAAUAAAAGCUUAGACUCUUUUAUUUUUGAUGAAACAAAAAGGUCAUGUUUAGAUUGGGGAAAGCGAUUUAAGAUUAUUUGUGGAAUUGCUCGAGGGAUCUUAUAUCUUCAUCAAGACUCAAGAUUAAGAAUUAUCCAUAGAGAUUUAAAGGCCAGCAAUAUUCUACUUGACAAUACUCUGAAUCCAAAAAUUUCAGAUUUUGGUAUGGCUAGAAUUGUUGGAGGUGACCAAAUUGAAGUUAAUACAAAUCGUGUUGUUGGAACAUAUGGUUAUAUGUCACCAGAGUAUGCAAUGCAAGGAAUAUUUUCAAUAAAAUCAGAUGUAUAUAGCUUCGGAGUGUUGCUACUAGAGAUAAUUGUUGGUAAAAAGAAUGGUACUUAUUACCAUAAUGGUCCCUCUGCAUAUUUGAUUGAACAUGUUUGGGACCUAUGGAGAGAAGGAAAAGUAAUGGAAAUUGUGGAUGCAUUACUAGGUGAGACAUAUCCGGCUAAUGAAGUUUUGAAAUGCAUUCAAAUCGGGCUUUUGUGUGUGCAAGAACAUGCAAGAGAUCGGCCAACCAUGUUAACAGUUGUUUUCAUGCUGGGUAAUGACACAACUCUUCCUUCUCCAAAACAACCAGCAUUUAUUUCGACAAGUGCUAACAAUAGUAGAGACAUGAUAACAUCAGAAAAUGAAAUAUCAAUUUCUGAAAUUGAUGGUCGUUAA
Quercus robur (English oak) is the source of this 2406-nucleotide messenger RNA. RefSeq names its product G-type lectin S-receptor-like serine/threonine-protein kinase RKS1. Gene Ontology annotation, molecular function: ATP binding; protein serine/threonine kinase activity. NCBI's taxonomy places the organism in Eukaryota, Viridiplantae, Streptophyta, Magnoliopsida, Fagales, Fagaceae. The transcript has 8 exons. The record is from RefSeq and is a predicted model, not a curated record. Bases 1 to 2406 code for a protein of 801 amino acids. Gene Ontology annotation, biological process: protein phosphorylation; recognition of pollen.